AAAACUGCAGUCAUAAAGGGACAUUUACAAAACAACAGAUAUUCCCCUGAUGACACAGGCCACCAUGGCUGGUAAACACUGAUGCAUUUGUUGAAAAGUCAACCACACAAAGAUGCUUGUCAGAUUUCAUAAAUGUAGAAAUUGUCCUUAUCGCUGGGAGAUCACGUGUUAGAAAAUUGACGUCAAAACAGACCGGGAAUCCAAGAGAGCAACACUGCCCAUGUGAUUACUCAUGUAUAAGAUGGUGUACAGCUCUUUUCUUCGAGUGUGCACGACUGCCCUGGCGUGAAGGCUCAGUGAAUGGCUUGUUGACAAAUUUCUUCUACGUUAUUAACGCUAAUGGAAAUUUCCCAGCACUACUUAACCACCAAAACAACAAGGACCCACAAUAAACCUCUCUGUUCUGAAGCCUCUUCCUGUUGACUGAAAUUCCUCUUGUGGGCAGAACGGACGAGUUCAGUUCAGAGACGUCAUAUCCAGGGAGACAAAUUGUGCGAUGGGGCCCAAUCUACAGAAGCAGGGCAAGAAGUUCAAAAAGGUGCCCCAUGUAGCCUUAAUGGGCCUGGACUCAGCUGGGAAAUCCACUCUACUCUACAGGCUCCAACGAGGGGUUAUCAUGGACACUACACCUACUAUAGGAUUUAACGUGGUCACCCUGGAGUUGAACAAAAAGACAGUGCUUACUGUUUGGGACAUAGGUGGCCAAGAGAGUCUGAGGCCCAACUGGAGGUACUAUCUGGAGGGAUGCAGUGCGCUGGUGUUCGUGGUGGAUGCCAGUGACAGUACUCGCAUGGAGGAAGCAAAGCUGGCACUGAAGAACGUUCUAAACGAUUCCAACUUGGAAGACAUUCCGCUGAUGGUCUUGGCUAAUAAAACUGACCUACCAAAUUCGUUGACAUUAGACGAGGUGUGUGAAAAGCUGGAUUUAGCAAGCUGCACUAACAGGACUUGGGAGAUCCAGGCAUGCAGUGCUUUAAAAGGACUGGGACUGCAACAGGCUUUUCUGUCAGUGGCCAAACUGAUUCAAUAAAGGAACAUGACAUGGGCAUGACCUCAAAUAUUCUGAAGAUCAAACUAAUGAGAAGGAAAAGAGAAUGUGGAAUGAACACUCAAAAGAAGAUAGAUGACUGAAUGAGUGCAAAUCACAAGCUUGUUCUUGAAGAGCUACAUAAAAGG
Messenger RNA from Silurus meridionalis, 1176 nucleotides. It is a transcript of the gene arl11, whose product is annotated as ADP-ribosylation factor-like 11. Lineage: Eukaryota; Metazoa; Chordata; Actinopteri; Siluriformes; Siluridae. The transcript has 2 exons. Gene Ontology annotation, biological process: intracellular protein transport; vesicle-mediated transport. The record is from RefSeq and is a predicted model, not a curated record. Gene Ontology annotation, cellular component: cytoplasm. Bases 497 to 1030 code for a protein of 177 amino acids. Gene Ontology annotation, molecular function: GTPase activity; GTP binding.